Messenger RNA from Cylicocyclus nassatus, 264 nucleotides. The record is from the annotation of a GenBank genome assembly. Lineage: Eukaryota; Metazoa; Nematoda; Chromadorea; Rhabditida; Strongylidae.
AUGGAUAGCCUUCGGCUUGAUCCCUUGAUCCUGUACAGAUUAUCUGAAAAAGACUUUGAAAGUCCGUGGAGAUUCCUCAGGGCACUUCUACCUAUUGUACUGGCGUCUAAACUUUUUACAAACGAGCAUCUCCAAGCUAAAAAUCAGUUUGUGAAACAGAAAACCCAGUCAAUAAGAACAGUAUUCUCUUCAUGGAAUUCAAGAAUAUUAAUGAUUCUACACAAACAAUAUCGAUGUCAGGAUGUUAACCCAAUCAGAGGAUGA